CAUGGCUUCUGUUCAUAGUUUUGAUCAAUGCAACAGGGACACACUUCAGGAUAAUAAAUAUACAGUCAUAGAAAAUUACAAGUAUUUUUCCGACAUUGUAUACAUGGUUGAUAUAUUUCUUCACUUGUUACACAGACAAGUGGAAGAUGAGGCAAGAAAAAGGGAAUAUUUGCCAAAGGCAGCUAUACCGCUGUUGGUAGACCUUAUAAGUGUUAUUCCGUUCUAUAAGAUGAUUUCAGGAGAGUCGUGUACUCCACCACGACUAUGGCCUGACGUGCUAGCAUUUUCCGAAACUCUUGUCAUUUACAGAGUAGUCGACUAUUUUUCAUUAAAAAAUGUACACUCAAUGUUAACUUUUGUCACCGGUUUCUCUAUCACGUUCUUCCUCGUCGUGAACGCCAUUACGUGUUUUUUACUUCUGUUAACUCUACACGGACUAUGUGACUCGUGUACUCGGAUGACUGCUUACGACUGGCGACGUCCAAUGAGUUAUCGGAAUCCAGAUAUAUUUAAUUCCACUUCCCUCACCUAUAUAUGCCUAAGUAUGUAUAGCACACGAGCAAAAAGGAUGAUAAGUGAAACUGCAAUACGAAACACCUCCCCUGAAGCACAUAUAAAUGUAGAAACUUUCUAUUCUACCAUGUGGGAUAAGCAAAGAGGCAUAAUAUCGAUUCCAAAAAUAAUUCACUAUAUACCAAGAUAUUUAAAAUUGGGGAUUAUACAAGAUCUUUCAUGGGCCGUUUUUUACCAUAGUCCAACAUUUCGAAAGACUUCUUUACCUUACAAGCGAUGGCUUUGCGAACACAUCAUGCUGGAAUACAGAUUGCCUGGAGAACGAUUAUUUUCUGGAUUACAUUGUUAUACAAAACUGUAUUAUUUAAAGUCGGGAGUUGUACAAUUUUUUGCAAUGGACGAUACUUCGGCAGCAAUGUUAUCUGUGUCGGGUGGAACAAUUUUUGGAGAUGUCAGUGCUAUCAUACCGCCGAUUAAUAGAAAGGUGACAGUUCGUUGCCUUACAUACUGCGAAGUAUUUACCGUGACUCGUGCAGUCAUUCUUAUAUCAUUGCAUAAAUUUCCUAACGACCGACGAAAUAUACUACAGUUAGUACGUAAUCGCAUGAAACAUGCGCGAGAUCUAUUUUAUUGUAAACAAGAAAUUAGAGGCACUGAUGUUGUGGUUGAUGAAGGCAUUGACUGGAUCAAGAAACGUUGGUGGCUGGUGGCCAACGCUGUUGCUGCCUAUAAAAGAUCGAAUAAACGCAAACAAUGUGAGAUGCCUCGCGAAGAAACGAAUUAUCAUUGCGUUAAGUACAUCGGUCAAUUAGUUUUGUGCAAAGAAAAUCAAUUGCGAAGGGAAUCAAUGUUUAGUAGAGACAAAUUUCCGUGGUUAUUGUCGUUGAAAUCAAAGUUUAUUACUGUUUGGAAUACGAUCGUUUGUGCGGUAGCUUGGAUAACAUUAUUUGUAUUGCCUCCUGCUAUAGUUAGAAUGGCUACUGAUAAACCUGUGUGGAUCCCAUUUUUCCUGAAAACCGUUGACUUUAUAUAUGCUGUCGACAUAAUUGUUUUAUUGUUUUCUGCUACUGAGGGAGGACAGAAUAUUUCAGAAACAAUUUUUGCCGCUCUAAUUCGGCGUUGCAAGGACAUUUAUUUCAUAUUAGAUUUAUUUGCCACUGCAUGGGUCGAUUAUUUCAUGGCAGGAACUAACCAAUGGUCAUUAAGCGAUAUUGUUAAAUUUAAUCGCUUGUUAAAAACGCACAUACUAUUCCAAACUAGACGUGAUAUUAAAUGGACCCGACACACAGAAAUUAAAUAUCGAAUGUAUUUGUAUAUGCUUGUGGUACAUUGUCUAAUACUAUACGCUUCCGGGUUUUUCAUAUACAUGAUGUCGAUUUUGAUCCCAGAUAUGACACAAGGGAAUUAUUUUCGAAGGCAUUGCUUGGUUUCAAACACCACAAAUUGUUUAUUUAGAGAAUACGGAAUUUUGUCUUUGUCACUUAUUUAUAUGUACACCCUGAAAGUCGAAAGUGGUAUAUUAGUAGCAAAAACUAAAUUAGACUCGUCGUUCGACAUUGUUGGCUCUUUUAUUCUUUUCGUGGUAGCUUUUUACACACAAUCAUAUUGCAUGUCAAUUUUCUACGUAAAAUAUAAACUCACAAUUGAUUACUGUUACUAUGUAACAAUUCUUAAAAGCUACUAUAACAUGUAUAACUUACAUCCAAAAUUAAUGAAACGUUUGGAUAGCUAUUUGGAAUGCCACUGGAAAUAUAUUAAGGGUGCAGACGUUCUGAUGCCGAAGCAGCUAAAUGAAGAACCGUACAAUAUAUACUGGAAUGUUCACGGCGAAGUUGCUGAAAAGAUUAUAAGGGAAUCCGACUUGUUCAAGGAAUCGGAUCCGGUAUUCAUCAGAGAGUUAGCAAAAUUGAGCCAGUUUUUGAUACUACCUAGAAAUAUCAAGUUUAUCAAGUUUGGUGUUCUCGUAAAACAAAUAAACUGGCUUGUGAAAGGUUCUAUGAAAUGUGAAUACAGAAAUGACCUAAGCGAAAUCGUCCAGACUAUAGUUCCAAAGGGGACUGUCCUAUCUGUUACUUCCGUAUUAUUGGGAGGAGCUUCCAUCAGAACAUACACUACCGACAAAGAAUGUGAAAUACUAUUUUUGCCGCAUAAAUUUUUUAUCGAUUGUUUAAAACGCUUUCCCGCUGAAGCUGCAUAUUUUGAAACUUGUGUAAAAGAAUUUAGCCCUAUGUACAAUGAAUUAAUACAAGCGUAUUUACACAAACACAGAGAGGAUCUGAAGAAACUAAGUUACGCUACAUCACGCAGCAGCUCCUUUCAUUCUUAUAUUGGCGUUGUUAAAGAAAGAGUUAUUCCCACGAGCUUUAAAAAUAAUAUAUUCAUAAGACUAUACAAAGAGUACAGAACGAAUCCAGAAUCAAGGUUUGUUGUAACUUGGAUGUACAUAAGAGGAUUCAUUGCACUUGUAUCAAUUCUCUACCAUUGUUUAGACGCUUAUAAAAGUGCUGCAGCGGCACAACUGUGGCAAGGCUACCACAUGUUACGUCUUACUUCACUAAUUGUUACUGCAAAAGUGGAGCACGCUUGUCAUCUGGCACGCUUGUUGAUCGCUAUGCCUUACUAUCAUAAAAAUGGCUUGGUUAUCAGUAAUAUUUGGAAAUGUAUUAUGCGAUAUAUCACUGGAUCCUUAUUAUUGGACAUAAUUAUCAACACAGGACUGCCUGCAAGCUUUUAUCAAUUUUUUAACAAUUAUUACAUAGACAUGACCUCGAUAGUUCUUGUUACUAUAUCUAUCUCAUUCGCUCAGUUAUAUAUACUGAUCGGAAUUUUCGAUUACUUGUCUGAUACAACGAGAGUGAAUUUUGCAUUGAUAACUAUUUAUACCCUGGCCUUUAGUCUAACACAAAACAUGUUAAUGAUAAGGGCAUCUUCUAUUUGGACAAUCGCUGAACAUGAUGUUCUUUAUUAUACUGUUACUUAUGUAACGCUCGGUGGUGCAUAUUGGGUCUUCUACAAUCUGGGCAAAGCGUUACUUAUUCUAAAUUUACGAACAAAUGUUACGUUUCACAACGGUGUAUUUCAACUGAAGGCGUUUUUGAAAUCUGAAAGAGUACCCAAAGAACUUUUGACGAGGGCCAUAGAUUAUUUCGAUUAUUAUUGGAUAAGAACAAAAGGACUGAACGUGGAUGCUAUCAUGAGUAACCGCGUCGGAGUGGUAUUCCGUGAGGAGUUAUGUUAUUUUUUCAAUAAAAAGACACUGGAAAUUGCAGCUUCGUUGUUGGAUGGAGGCAAAAGUUUACAGGGUCAAUUUGCUAAUCUUGCGGUAGACGUGUACUUCUUGGAUAACCAAGAUAUAAUGAGGGAGAUGGACCUAACUCCCAAUGUAUUUAUUGUGAACCGUGGCAAGGUUAACAUUACUAAGGAGGGAAAAAUAUUGGCAUCUCUUACAAAAGGUUCUAUUUUUGGUCAAUUACAUGGGAAUAGCAUUCGACCAACUCGUGUUACUGCAACAGCUGCAGGGCAUACUGACGUAUUGAUGUUAAAAAUCACUGAUUUUCAACAAUUAAUUGAACAUAACACUGAGGUUAAUAAUAAAAUAUGCGCUCAUCCCGAAUCUAAGAACGAUUACUUGUCAACGGCUAAACCUGUUAAAGAAGUUGCUCAGGAGACCAUUGCUUAUAUGCUGCGAGGCUCACACGUAAUUAAAAUACCAAACAAGUAUCUGACUUUUAUAGUAAAGACUACUUUGUUGAUAUUACUGAUACAUACAUUGGCGUGCGGCUGGGUAAUAGUGGUAUGCAGAGGAGUGCCAUACUACAAAAAAAUAUCUGUCCCAGCAGAAUUCUUAGUCGAAUACGAUCCAAAAUGGUAUAGACAUGAUGAUACAGAACAGAUUGGCUGCAUGCAAAGUACAAUUCAAUAUGUUGAUGCAAAUAAUAAUACAAUGACGGGGUUCAUAUUUGUUAAAACCUGGAUUGCAGAUUACACUCUUGCCAUAUAUUUUGUUAUUUGCACUUUGGUGUGGAUUAAUUCUGAUAUAGUCCUGCCUAUCACGAUAGAUGGCGUUAUAUAUAAAAUAAUUGUCACUGCACUUUUACAUGUUGUGCAUCUGUAUAUAGGCGCUAUCGCAAUAAGUAACACCUAUACCAAGUAUAAAGAGAAACAUAAGCACGAUUAUGAAGUGAACAGCCUGCUUACAUACUUAAAAAAUAAUGGAUUGUCGAAUAUUCUCUACAGCGCAUCGAAAAAGAUCCUAAGAAAAUUAUGGGGAAUACAACAAGGAUCUAAGUUGCCUAAGUUAACGGAAUUUGCUCCUCUGUGUCUGCGCGAAGAUUUAAUGGAGUCUCUAUAUAUACAUCACUUGCUCACACCGCCGCUGUUCCAGACAUUUCCACAGUAUUUCUUGCGACAACUAGCCACGAAACUCAAUAGAAUUGUCAUGUUCCCUGGAAAGAGUAUUGUUCAAGUGGGCGAUAUUUAUCCGUGCAUUUUUUUCAUACACGAGGGAGAGGUUGAGCGAUGGAAUACAGACGAACAAAGCGGAGAUUGUCGAAUGACGGCCCUGUUGACUGCAAAUAGUUACUUCGGCCUCAUCCCUGGACUCUUUCCCAAUACACCACAUCAGUUUGCUUACUAUUCGAGAACGAUGGUGGAUUUGGUUUAUUUACAAUUCCACGCCUGGCAAGAUUUAUUAAGUGGCUACCCUGAACUCAAGUUUCAGCUCUAUCGAGAUGCUUUGCACCUGAAAGGGGUAAAUUGAAAUGAGGAAACCAUGAAGGCGUCAUCAACCCUAAAACAUUUAUUCCCUUUGUCAAUUGUUAUUAUUUGACUUUUUUUUCUAGUUAUUUAGUUUGUAAAAUAAUUUAAUGCGAAUCCUGAUGG
This is a messenger RNA of Hyposmocoma kahamanoa, 5394 nucleotides long. RefSeq lists its product as uncharacterized. The record is from RefSeq and is a predicted model, not a curated record. The transcript is spliced from 25 exons. Gene Ontology annotation, molecular function: voltage-gated potassium channel activity. Gene Ontology annotation, biological process: regulation of membrane potential; potassium ion transmembrane transport. NCBI's taxonomy places the organism in Eukaryota, Metazoa, Arthropoda, Insecta, Lepidoptera, Cosmopterigidae. The coding region runs from base 2 to 5272 and encodes 1756 amino acids.